Molecule: messenger RNA, 1424 nt
Organism: Bolinopsis microptera
Lineage: Eukaryota; Metazoa; Ctenophora; Tentaculata; Lobata; Bolinopsidae
Exons: 2
Coding region: 24-770 (248 amino acids)
Source: RefSeq, a predicted model, not a curated record
CUCAGUUAAGUCAACAAAACAGUAUGAGUUUGAUUAAGUUGGUCGUGCUUUUUGCUUACAUUGCACUAGCAACUAGCAAACCUAGCAAGGACCCUGCACUACCCGUGGACGAUUUGAAGGACCUCCUUCUCGCAUCAAUGGAAAACACAAUCACCCUGACAGAACUGGCAACCCAACAAGCUACCAAAGUCAGUGCCAUCACAACCUCACUUACUGAAGCCAGAACAGAAAUCGAUCAGCUCAAAAGCAAGAUCAACAAGCUAGAAGAGGGACAGACCGAACAAGACAAGAACUUGAGUGAUACUAAAGUGGAAAUUAUAGGGCUGACGAGCGAUCUUUCUGCUAAGAUCGGGGCUUUAGAAGAGGGACAGACCGAACAAGACAAGAACUUGAAUGGAACUACAUCGGAAAUUAUAGGGCUGACGAGCGGGCUGGCUACAGCUCUUACCCAGAUGGAAGAUUUCAAGAACGAGUCUCAAACAGAGGUAGAGUCUCUCAAGAGUGAAGUAGAUGACUUGACGGUGAAAGUGGAAGAAGAUUCUUGGCCGGAGGGGUCGUAUUGUAUCUUAGGCAGCGGUGGUAGUUGCCCGGAUGGAUUCACAAGAUAUCAGGGAUGGACAAAAGCGAUUUGGACAUACAGAAAUUCAAACGGGUAUACGCAAGCGGCGACUUUUGGGGACAGCAUAAUAGGGUGCCAUUCGGGUCGUGGUCCUUCAAACGCCAGAAACGACUGGAACACUGACAUUGUCAUAACUUCAUGUUGCAAGUAGAGCUCACCGCCAGAGCACAGUUGAGAUUUUAUUAGGACUUGGAUGGAUUUAGCUUGGUAACUCUUUUUAAACAUUAGCAGAGAGUAGACUACUUUUUAAGGUUAAGGUAAUUUAAAGGGUUCCUUAAGUCUAACCCCAACCCAAAAGUUGUCUACCAUAAUGCAUACUGCAUGUUGUCCGAUUUCUUGGAUAUUACAUGAUUUUAGUCAAUCAUUGAUGUUGCAUGAAAAAAUCAAAAAAUUUUAAAAACUAGAUAGCCAUAUUUGUAUUAGAUCAAACCGUGCAUGCGCAAGUAUCCAAAACUACACGAUCAAAAUUUGCCUGAAAAAUGCACGAAUUCCUGGGAGAUGCAUGAAAAUUAUAAGACAGAAAGAUUUAGUGAAAACAAAAAAUUUGCAUGAAAAAAUGUGCACUAUGAGUAUUGAACAUCAUUACGACUAAAUUCGAAUUAUUUGACCCCCUUGAUUCGUUUUACAGAAUAUAGAGAAUAGUCGUGGCAAGCAUGAUAUAAUAACUAAAUUAUAAAAACUGUCGUUUCAUUCAUAACAUAACGUUAUAUAUUUAACUCAUAUAUGCCAGACCGUGCUAUUUUGAUUUUAUAGUACGUAUUGAAGAUUUAUUGAAGAUUUUCUGUUAACUUUAAAACAUUAUCUU